GAUAGCUUGCAGGUCUAUGUUCUCUCACAGCGGUGGCCGUCGCAGCCAUGCUCAAGCCGUGGAACAAGGGCAUUGCACCGCCCGAGGUGGCUGAGCCGCGCGGCAGGAACGCUCCACGUGUCCUCCGCACCUCUCAGCUGUGUGCCGCUGGCGAGACGAUCUCCAAGCUUUGUGAUCAGCUGCACUUUUGGCGAGGACAAUCGCAAGAUGUGAAGGAGGAGUUGCAGCAGAGCUUAGCGAGGAAAUCUGCAGUGGAUGUCCGCCUGGAACGUCGCAGCGCACUGGCGCGACGCGUGCGCACGCUGCGAGAAGAGCUGAGCUCGCAGCGAGAAGGCCUUGAGCUCCUGCAGCAGCAGCUCCAUAGCGGAGCCGCUCCAUCGCGACGGCGGCCGACGGACCAAGGCCUCCAGGCCUGCAGCAUGGCAGAAAGCACGCUUUUGCCGCCAGCGGACUUCGCAGCUGCACAGGAGAGCUUCAGGGAGCUGCAGGCCGCACUAGCAGCACAGCAGGUGGAGGACGCAGAGGCAAGUCGAUCUCUAAAGAAGAGCUGGCAAAGGUUGCGGUGCCAACAAAUCAGAAAGCUCCACGAAGUGCGUCAAGUGUAUCCCUUGCAGCAGUGCAGCAGCUACUGGACCAUCCGUGGGAUCUCUCUUCGGGGCACUGAAUCCUUGCGCCACCAAGAUCCCUUGGAGGAGCACGAAGCUAGCACUGCCUUAGGCUUCUUAGGCCACAUCUUGGUCUCGGUGGCGGCGCUCUUACAGGUGCCACUACAACUGGAGCUGAAACGAGCAGGCUCUUCACGGUGCUUCUUGGUGGAUUUGCAUGAGACCCCGGAAGCCCCGAGCCGUGCCUUUCUUCCACUGCCCAAAGGUGGCAGUGUGAGGAAGUGCGGCGAGUGGCCCUUGCACUACAGCCGUGUGGAGAAGAGUCACUUUGACAUGGCCUUGAAACUGUUAGAGGACAGUCUUCACCAGUUUCUGUACAGCCGCGGCUACUUGAGCCACCGGAAACUCUAUGGAGGGAAUCUCCUGAAGUGUGCUGACGCCAUUUUCAGCCAUGAAAUCUAUGGCGAUGAGAGUCGUGCACUCUAAGCGCCUAUGGCCCUGUGGGCGUUCCUUGGGCAGACCUUUC
Molecule: messenger RNA, 1131 nt
Organism: Durusdinium trenchii
Lineage: Eukaryota; Dinophyceae; Suessiales; Symbiodiniaceae
Source: the annotation of a GenBank genome assembly